AUGCGUAUUCGCUGUGUGGCUGUUGUUGAGCGCCCUCGAGACCCUACUGACCCGGGCAAGUUGCCGAAGGCGCCGCGGAUCUACAGGUCGGACUUCUUCGCACUGUAUGUCCGACGUCCAGACGGUACUGUGACCAGACCAGAUGAAGAGGAGCCUGACAGUAAGUACAACGAAUUCUUGGGAAAGAUGACUUUCAUACAACCCAAGAUGGGCACAUCCUGA
Messenger RNA from Dibothriocephalus latus, 222 nucleotides. The record is from the annotation of a GenBank genome assembly. Lineage: Eukaryota; Metazoa; Platyhelminthes; Cestoda; Diphyllobothriidea; Diphyllobothriidae.